This is a messenger RNA of Paramecium tetraurelia, 543 nucleotides long. RefSeq lists its product as uncharacterized. The transcript has 2 exons. Lineage: Eukaryota; Ciliophora; Oligohymenophorea; Peniculida; Parameciidae. The record is from RefSeq and is a predicted model, not a curated record.
AUGGUUAAAGCAAAAAUUAUUGAACCUGAGACUCCGCUUUAGAAAAAAAAAAAGAGAAAUUUCAUUGAUCCUCAAUUUAAACUAGGUCUGAUAAAUAGUGUAGUAAUUGAUCGUCUGCCUAUAUAUUAAGCAGCGAUAUUGCAUAAAAUCAAAUAUUCUUCAGCCAAACAUAUUGUAAGAAAUUAUCUAAGCGACAAAGAUAAUUUUUUCUCAAAGCAGAAAAAAAAAUGUCGAUCAAUUAUUGAAAAUAAUUCUAGAAUAAUAGUGGAUGUCAAUUCUGGGAAAAUUAAAAUCAUAAAUUCUAGUCACACUAUUUUGCAGACUAAUUAAUAAUAAUGUAAUAAUUAAACAAUUGUCAAUGAUGUCCUCUCUGAUUUAUCACAUUAAUUAUUGAAAGAAAUAAUGAAAUCUUAAAAUAGUUACCUUAAAUAUCAAUAAUGCUUUAAACUCUAAUUACCCUAAAUAUAUCUAUCAUUUGAUUAGUAAUUAUCUAAAUUCAAGACCAUACUCAGCACUUAGCAUUAGCUAAUGAAUUUAACAUGA